CGCGGAUGUUGAACAGGGGAGGUAAACAUUCUAACAAAGUAAAAUCUUCUUUUUCAAGGCUAACAUUAUCAAUCUGCGGGGAGGUUCACAAUCAUGGAAAAUGGCAGGGACACAUUUCCAUUUCCCUAUCAGCCCUACAACAUCCAGGAGCAGUUUAUGCAAGCCCUGUACAGUGCUCUUGACCAGGGCAAAGUUGGAAUCUUUGAAAGUCCAACUGGGACGGGCAAGUCUCUGAGUCUGAUAUGUGGAGCGCUGAGCUGGCUCACUGACUUUGAGGAGAAGAGGAAACAGGAGUCAGCUGCUCUGCUGCAUGAAGGAGAAGCAGCUCUCUCCACUGUCACUGCUCCAUCCUCCACUAGCAGCUCAUCUGCAGGGCCAGACUGGAUCACUGAUUUUGUUCAAAAAAAAGCAGAUCGUGAUUUGGUGUCAAAGUUGAAGGACGAAGAAUUGAAAAGAAAGAAGAGGGAAGAACGAUUAGAAAUGAUCAGAAAUAACGUUCAACUGAAGUAUGCAAUGAAAAGAAAAAGCUGUGAAGAUGAAGAGGCAAUAAAAUUGCUCCAGCUCAGUAAAGAGGAACAAACCGAGCCCCAAGGAGAUCAAGAGGACGAGGAGCUCAUCAUCGCAGAAUAUGAGAGCGAUGACGAGUCAAAGACCAAGAGCAGAUUUUCUGCUACUGAGGAAGACGACGAUCUGGUUGAAGAACAUGUUACUAAGAUUUACUACUGCAGUCGCACUCACUCCCAGCUGGCCCAGUUUGUUCAUGAGGUUCAAAAGAGUCCCUUCAGCAAGGACAUCAGUCUGGUCACCCUGGGCUCACGGCAGAAUCUGUGUAUCAACGACGAGGUGCGACGCCUUGGCAGCAGCCAACGCAUUAAUGACCGCUGCUUGGAGAUGCAGAAAAACAAACAUGACAAGCAUCAGGAAGAGGGUGUAAAACGUAAGCGGGGCCCAGCAAAGAGUGUGUGUCCCUAUAAUAAAGCUACGGCUCUGCAGCAGAUGAGGGACGACGUUCUGGGGAAGGUCCACGAUAUAGAGCAGAUGCUGAAGCUGGGCAGAGAGACACACUCAUGUCCGUACUACGCCACGCGCCUCUCUGUUCCCCCUGCUCAGUUGGUGGUGCUGCCCUAUCAGAUUUUGCUUCAUGAAGCAACAAGGAAGGCAGCAGGGAUCCAGCUGAAGGGUCAGGUGGUGAUCAUAGAUGAAGCGCACAAUCUUAGUGACACGCUCUCCUGUAUACACAGUGCCGAGCUCACUGGAGCGCAGCUAUGCCGUGCCCACUCGCAGCUCACCCAGUAUUCUGACCGCUACAAGAGCAGACUGAAGGCAAAGAACCUCAUGUACAUUAAACAGAUUCUGUUUGUGGUUGAAGGGCUUGUCCGGGUGCUGGGAGGUAAGGUGGGGCAGAAUCCACAGACCCAGACUACACAAACAGGAACGGAAGUGCUCACCAUUAACAACUUCCUCUUCAAGGCUCAGAUCGACAACAUCAACUUGUUUAAGUUGCCGAGAUACUUUGAGAAAAGCCUGAUCAGCAGAAAGCUGGGCGGCUUUGUGGAGAAGUAUGCAGGAUCAGGAGUGAGUCUGCACACUCAGAACUCCAUCAAGGAGAACCGCCGCACAGAAGGCCUGAACCGCUACCUGCAAACGCUGCAGAGCAACCCAACGCCAGGAUCUUCAGCUGACCAGCAGGGGUCAGAGGCAGAGAAAGUGCUCUCUGCAUCUCCCAUGAUGCAGGUGGAGGGUUUCUUCAUGGCUCUCACCAACAGCAACACAGACGGCAGAGUGGUGGUGCAGAGACAAGGUACUGUUUCAGAGAGCAGCGUGAAGUUCCUGCUGCUGAAUCCAGCGGUGCACUUCGCUCAAGUGCUGGAGCAGAGCAGAGCCGUCAUCAUCGCCGGAGGAACCAUGCAGCCUGUUUCAGACUUCAAACAAGAGCUCCUAUUUUCUGCCGGAGUGGGAGAAGAGCGCAUCACUGAGUUUUCCUGUGGUCAUGUAAUUCCUCCGGAGAACAUUCUUCCCCUCGUCUUGUGCAGAGGUCCCUCUGGUCAGGAGCUGGAUUAUACUUUCCAAAGCAGAGACACUCCACGCAUGAUGGAUGAGACGGGGCGAAUUCUCUCCAACAUCUGUAACGUGGUCCCCGGCGGCGUCGUGUGCUUCUUCCCUUCCUACGAGUACUCCAGACGCAUCGUUUCUCACUGGGAGGCCAGCGGGGCACUGAGUCGUCUCGCUAACAGGAAGAAGAUCUUCCAGGAGCCAAAGAAAGCCAACCAGGUGGAGCAGGUGCUGAGCGAGUUCUCUCGCUGUAUCCAGAGGUGUGCUGCAGAUCCCGGCAGGCUCACGGGAGCGUUGCUGUUCUCUGUGGUCGGAGGAAAGAUGAGUGAGGGCAUCAAUUUCUCAGAUGACCUGGGCAGGUGUGUGGUGAUGGUGGGGAUGCCAUAUCCCAACAUCAAAUCCCCAGAGCUGCAGGAAAAGAUGUCCUACCUGGACAAAUACCUGCCUCACAAUGGAGGAAAGAGCCCCGGCCAAGCACUGAUAGAAAACCAGUGCAUGAAGGCUGUCAAUCAAUCCAUAGGAAGAGCUAUCCGUCACCGUGGCGACUAUUCCUCCAUCGUGCUGUGUGACAGACGUUACGCUCGACCUGCGACGCUCUCUAAACUCCCAGAGUGGAUCAAAGAGCGCACCAGCACACACACCACCUUUGGCCCUGCUUUUGCUGCCUUACGGAAGUUCUUCCUGGAGAAGAAGCAGAAGCAGGUGUAGUGUCACCUACAGACAGCUUAGACGUUUCCAAAGACCGAGGUUAGGAGGAACUCCCGGGAAACCCAGUGUAACAGCAAGCGGUCACUGAGCGAAUGAAAUGUUCUAAUAAAACAAUAUUGAGAGAAAAUAAGGGACCCUCUUUGAUAAGUUGCGUAACAAAAUAUGUUGUUGUUGCUAACAGCUUGAGGCCAUCAGACCUCUGAAUGCUCCUGGCUUGAAUUCAAAGGUCAACCAGGAAGACAGUUUGAUCCAACUUGAUUUAUUUUACGUUUCAUAUCCUAUCAAUUUCUUGUGCUCUGUCUUGGCUAGCUCAUGUCUCUGCUUUAGAGAAAUUACGACCAUUUCGAGAAGGAUGAAUACAAGUAUAUGAUGGCACACUGUAGACAAAGAGACAUUUAUCAUACGACUCGGGUAAUUAAGUCGUUCAAUGUCUUGAAUUCAGCCUUGAAUAUUUAAAGCGUUCGAUGUUAAAUGUUACUCAACGCAGAAAUUACGUUUAUUAAAGGUUGAGAUGUUAGUAAAAAGGUUCGAUGAUUUGAGUGAGUGUUAUAAUAAUAUUUGCUUGUGAAUUAUGUGUUACAAUGAAUAUGAUUAUCAAUAAGUUGUUUUUAUUUGCUUUCA
This is a messenger RNA of Notothenia coriiceps (black rockcod), 3381 nucleotides long. It is a transcript of the gene ddx11, whose product is annotated as DEAD/H (Asp-Glu-Ala-Asp/His) box helicase 11. Gene Ontology annotation, molecular function: DNA helicase activity; DNA binding; hydrolase activity, acting on acid anhydrides, in phosphorus-containing anhydrides. Gene Ontology annotation, biological process: establishment of sister chromatid cohesion; nucleobase-containing compound metabolic process. NCBI's taxonomy places the organism in Eukaryota, Metazoa, Chordata, Actinopteri, Perciformes, Nototheniidae. Bases 94 to 2760 code for a protein of 888 amino acids. Gene Ontology annotation, cellular component: nucleus. The transcript is spliced from 28 exons. The record is from RefSeq and is a predicted model, not a curated record.